Messenger RNA from Leptidea sinapis, 901 nucleotides. RefSeq lists its product as uncharacterized. The transcript has 2 exons. Bases 308 to 625 code for a protein of 105 amino acids. The record is from RefSeq and is a predicted model, not a curated record. Lineage: Eukaryota; Metazoa; Arthropoda; Insecta; Lepidoptera; Pieridae. Gene Ontology annotation, cellular component: BORC complex.
GGCGACUGUCCCACCCCUGUAGGUACUUACCGUAGCUGUGUACCUGUACCUAUUUACCUAAAUGUGUUUAAAUUUUCAAAUCUCAUUGCAGUCGUCCUUAUCGAUUUGUUUACUGAAAUUAUUUAUAAAUUUACUCUAAAGUUUUUUGUAAACUUGAGACAUUAUACCUAAUAUUUUAUAUAAGAAAAUGGUUACAACAGCUGAUUCAUAAUUAUUUGAUGGCCAAGAAAGCCGAGAAUCAGUCAUAGUCACUGUUACAAGUCUAUUUAUUCACUGUAAUAAUUAAUAAGUGAAACUAACUAAUAAUAUGACUUCGGCAUCGUCCAGUAGCGCACGAUCUCUUUUUGCUGAAUCUAAACAAAGACUGGCGGAGCGAGUUCAAGUCAACAUGAACAACAUAGCAUCACUAGCAAGACAAAUUCAACGAGGCUCCAAAUCGAAUGAACUCCUCAUGAAAGCAGCAAGAGAUACAGCAGCUACAGAAAUACUUAUGGAAAGCAGUGAGCAAAACUUGAAGAAAAUGCAACUUAUUUCUGUUCACAUGGGCUAUCAAUAUGAAAGCAUACUUAAAUCAGCACAAGUUUUGAAUGAAGUUAAAGAACAGGUUUCAAGUAUGCAUAGAUGAGAACUUUGUCAAAUCAUCAUCUCAAGUUAAUUUCUUGUUAUGUUAUGGUGACUGAUUUUCCUCACAAAAGUAUUGUAAUUUAAUAAGUAUAUACUUGGGUGUUGCUAGAGAAUGUGGGUGGAGAUGAUCACUUAACAUCACUCACCAGGUGACCCAUACACUUGUUUGUGACUACAAAAAAUAAAAGAGGACUCUCUUUUAUAAAAAAUUUAAUAGAAUACUUUCUUAUUUAUUUUAAAGACUUCAUUACAUAAUUAAAUUAUAUUUAUUUAAUUA